UAUUCAAUAUACGCUUGCAAAAAAUACAAUCGGUUCCAAUUAUCACCUAUUAUCACAUGGCUUUUUUCAAAUACUUUGUAUAUAAAUACGAAUAUUUUCGAUUUAUUUAAGUAUAUUCAAAAAUACUCAAGUUGCAUCCACAACAAUGACCAGUAAAGUAUCGUUAGCACUUUUGUUCACCCUAUUUGUGUGGUCUUCGAUAGCAGUUCCAUUGAAACCUGAAGAUUCUACAACAGGGCUUCCUAAGGCAGAUCAACCUAAUCCUUCUCAACCUGAACACGAUGAUAAACUUCCAGUGCCUGGAGCACCUCAUCCACCUCCACCCCCAGCACCACCAGCACCUGAAAGACGUCCAGUUAGAGAUGUAGAACAACAAGAGCCAUCUCGUGUACGUAUACCACAAUUGGAAAACAAAGAAAAUACAGGGAAACCACAAGAAACCACAACAGAAAAACGAAAUAAACGUUCAGAUGAAUCAGAUUCGGAUGAGGAUGAGAGACGUAUUGAAAAUUUGAAGGACGAGCAACCCGAAACUAAAAAACGGCCGGCUCGAAAUACACCAUCCCAUGACGACCAUCAUCAAAAUCCACCUGCAACAAAUCAAGGUGGAACUACCGAAAAAAGCAGAAAAACACGUGAAGCUACUACAACGACGCAAAAGGUCCCUUCUCUUCUUCUUCAAACUACUACUGAAAAAGUGCGAAAAGUUCGAGAUGUUCAGUCACCAAAACCUAUUGGAAUAGCACCUUUACCUGCAAGAAUUGAUGACAAUCAAUCAUCUCAACACAAGGAUUCUUCAUGGACUACUUCAAAACCAUAAAUAAUUACAGAAAAUUGAUUUAAGCCCGAAAAAGGAAAAGAAACUUGAAUAAUGAGAUAAUUUACUUUUGUUAAAUAUAAAUAUUAUAUAAUAUUGUUAUUUCUAUAAACCCUGAAAAUUGCAGGAAAAAUGUAUAUUUACACAAAAAAAAAAG
Messenger RNA from Chrysoperla carnea, 974 nucleotides. Its product is annotated as proteoglycan 4-like. The record is from RefSeq and is a predicted model, not a curated record. The transcript has 3 exons. NCBI's taxonomy places the organism in Eukaryota, Metazoa, Arthropoda, Insecta, Neuroptera, Chrysopidae. The coding region runs from base 146 to 820 and encodes 224 amino acids.